GCAGCCUGGGGGAGGCCAGACCCAGGGACACAGAGCCACAACAGAGGCAAGGAGAGACUCGCUCAAAGCCUGAAGCCCGAGGCACACCGACACACACAUCCCGAGGCAGAGAUUCAGAUAAACACACACACAGCCAGAGACAUCCAGAAAUAGAGACUGAGACAUCCAGCCAGACUCCCAGAGACACACAGAGACCAGGAGAGACAGGCACUGACUCUUCUGACUGACUGAGGAAGAGACAGCCACGGAAACACCCAGCUGAAACCUGAAAGACCCUGCCCUUGCCCAGGGAUGCAGGGGCUGAGAUCGCCGUCCCCCCACCCCCACCCCAGCCCUCCGUGGCCUUCAGUGGAGGGGGGUGGCGCAGGGAUAGAUUAAGGAGUCUCGCGACUGUGGGGGCCCCAUCCCCAACCCUUGGCCUUAAUCGCCGGGCUUGGGGAGAGGGCGCGUGGAGGGAUGCCUCCUGGCUGCCCCUCCCCACGCCCUUCCCCUCGGGAUCUCAGACGCUGGGGUUGCGGUCCCUUUAACUCGGCCCUCGGUUGGGGGGGGCUGAGGCAGAGCCACGCGCAGAGACGUCGCGAAGGGGCGGGGGGCGGUGCCGGCGCUGCGCGGGCGCUGGGACUGGGCUCAAAGAGGAGGUUCGGGGCGGGGAGGGGGCGUCACGGAGGGAGGGGGGCCCGGGGGCAGGGGGCCGGGCCUGGCCGGGCGGGGCGGGCGGCCGCAUUACUCACGUUGCUAAUUGCAGGGCGCUGGGAGCCCCCGAUCCGGGUUAGGCGCUCGCCUGUCUGUGGCCCGCUCGGGCUCUGACUCCGGUUCCGGCUCCGAGCCCGGCCUGUCCCCGUCCCGUCUCCAGACCGCCUCCAGCCAACCCGGCCGGUGGCCCCGCAGCCCCCACCCCGGGCCGGCGUCCGAGGCGGCCUCCCCCGGCGCGCCCGGGCCGGGGCUCGGAUGGGCGGCCGCGGGGGCAGCGCGGGGGGCAGCAGCCGGCGCGCCGCCUCCGCCUGGAUCUCGGCCUCAGCUUCCCCUUGCGCCUGGCCCGGCCUCCCCGCACGAUCAGCCGCCGCCGCCGCCGCUUCUGCGGCCUGGACCGGGGCCUGGGCCCCGCUGGCCCCGACAGCCGGAGCCCCCAGGGCCCGGCCUCCGCUCCUGGGGCCGCGGUCGUGGUCCGCCCGGGCUGCGCGCUGAGCCCUAGUCCCUGCCUCCUCUGGCCCCGGCGCCCCCGGGCCCGGGCUCCCCCGACCCGCCCCCCAUGGCGGAGACCAAGAUUAUCUACCACAUGGACGAGGAGGAGACGCCCUACCUGGUCAAGCUGCCCGUGGCCCCCGAGCGGGUCACGCUGGCCGACUUCAAGAGUGUGCUCAGCAACCGGCCAGCCCACUGCUACAAGUUCUUCUUCAAGUCCAUGGACCAGGACUUCGGGGUGGUGAAGGAGGAGAUUUCAGAUGACAAUGCCAAGCUCCCCUGUUUUAAUGGAAGAGUGGUUUCCUGGCUGGUCCUGGCGGAGAACUCCCACUCGGACGCUGGAUCUCAGUGCACUGAGAGCCACACAGACCUGCCUCCGCCUAUUGAACGGACUGGGGGCAUCGGGGACUCCCGGCCACCCUCCUUUCACCCCAACGCUGCCAGCAGCCGAGAUGGGCUGGACAAUGAGACCGGCACGGAGUCUGUGGUCAGCCACCGGCGGGACCGGCACCGGCGGCGGAAUCGGGAGGGCCAUGAAGAUGCCCCUCGGAUCAAUGGACACCCGAAGCUGGAGCGUCGCCGAGAGCCGGGCACUUACGAGAGCGCCUCCACCAUGAUGAGCAGCGAGCUGGAAUCCAGCAGCUUCAUUGACUCUGAGGAUGAAGACACCAGCAGGCUGAGCAGCUCCACUGAGCAGAGCACGUCAUCUCGACUCAUUCGGAAGCAUAAACGUCGGAGGAGAAAACAGCGAAUGCGCCAGAUUGACCGGUCCUCCUCGUUCAGUAGCAUCACUGACUCCACGAUGUCCCUGAACAUCAUCACGGUGACACUCAAUAUGGAGAAGUACAAUUUCCUGGGCAUCAGCAUCGUGGGGCAGAGCAACGACCGGGGCGAUGGCGGCAUCUACAUCGGCUCCAUCAUGAAGGGGGGUGCCGUGGCCGCUGAUGGCCGCAUUGAGCCCGGGGACAUGUUGCUGCAGGUGAAUGAUGUCAACUUUGAGAACAUGAGCAACGACGAUGCAGUCCGGGUCCUGAGGGAGAUCGUGUCCAAGCCGGGCCCCAUCAGCCUCACGGUGGCCAAGUGCUGGGACCCCACCCCCAGGAGCUACUUCACCAUCCCCCGGGCUGACCCGGUGCGGCCCAUCGACCCGGCCGCGUGGCUGUCGCACACGGCGGCGCUGACGGGAACGUUCCCGCGCUACGGUACGAGCCCCUCCAUGAGCACCAUCACAUCUACCAGCUCCUCACUAACAAGCUCUAUUCCUGACGCAGAAAAACUGGAGGAGUCUCCCCUGACGGUGAAGAGUGACAUGGGGGCCAUCGUGAAGGUCAUGCAGCUGCCGGACUCGGGCCUGGAGAUUCGGGACCGGAUGUGGCUGAAAAUCACCAUUUCGAACGCGGUCAUCGGGGCUGAUGUGGUAGACUGGCUGUACACACAUGUGGAGGGCUUCAAAGACCGGCGGGAGGCCCGCAAGUACGCCAGCAGCAUGCUGAAGCACGGCUACCUGCGGCACACCGUGAACAAGAUCACGUUCUCUGAGCAGUGCUACUAUGUCUUCGGGGACUUAUGCAGCAAUCUGGCAGCCCUCAAUCUCAACAAUGGUUCUAGCGGGGCCUCGGAUCAGGACACAUUGGCCCCGCUCCCCCACCCGGCGGCACCGUGGCCUGUAGGGCAGGGCUAUUCCUACCCCUACCCUGUGCCUCCCCCGGGCUUCCCUCCUGCCUACCAGGACCCGGGCUUCAGCUACGGGAGCGGGAGUGCAGGGAGCCAGCAGAGCGAAGGAAGCAGGAGCAGCGGCUCGAACAGGAGCGCCAGCGAGAGCAGCCGGCGGGCACUGGGGCGGGAGAAGGAGCGCCGGACAGGGGCCGGGGGCAGCGGGGGCAGCAGUGAGUCGGAGCAUACGGUGCGCAGUGCAGCGGGCAGCGGGGGUCGGAGGGAGCGCCCGCCCAGCCAGCUCAGCCGAGGCAGCAGCCCCCGUAGCCAGCUCUCAGCUGGUGCCCCUGGUCUGCCCCCACUGCACCCCCUGCCCAAGGCGGGCACCAGGGCACUGGCAACACUCAGUGGUCCCCCUGGGGGCCCACCUGUGCGCGAGCUGGCUGCAGUGCCCCCCGAGCUCACUGGCAGCCGCCAGUCCUUCCAGAAGGCCAUGGGCAACCCUUGUGAAUUCUUCGUGGACAUCAUGUGAUGGGGAAAGUGCCUUCAGCUCUGGGUGCACAUCUGUGGAGGAGAAUUUGAGGGCUUUGGUGAAAAGGACAGUAAUGGUGAUGAGGCCCCCCCUGCCUUGAGGGUUAUGGGAAGUGCCAACCCCCCCUUUCCUCCCACCCCUCCAGCAGGCUUAAGGAGAGCCCCCACAGUACUGUGCCCCUCCAGAGGACAGCACUCAGCCCAGGUCAUCCGAAGCAAUGCGUGAUGGGCCACGGAUUCUCAUGGACUCUGUCUGCUUUCUCUUCUUUGUCUGUCUCAGGCUGAUGUGAAAAGGGUUUGUGAAACACCUGCCCCAAGGGCCCAGCUAGGGCCAAAGGAGGGCCCUAGGGCUGAGGACCCUCUAGAGGCAGUGGGUGGCAUGUGUAGGCUGAUGAGUCAGGUGAUGGGGGAUGGAAUCCCAGGUCUGCACACUUAUGACCCCCCCUCUCUGGGCCUUGAUUCUCUCCCCUAUACAGUUAGGGGCUUGGGUUGGACAGGAGAGUGCUAGGUCCCUUUCAGCCCAGCAUCUUAGGCUCCCCACAGGCUAGGCUGGCUGUCUGGGGCAUUCUUCUCUGCAGAAGAGCUCCCUGGUAGGUGGGAGAGGGGGCAGGGCUGCCCAGCCUGUGGGAACAGAAGGAAUGGGCCAGCUGCUGCUGGUCCCUGUUGUGGUCAGUUCUCCAGGGCCAUCUCUUUGCCUGUGGGUCUCCCAGGGUUCCAUCUUGGUUCAAUCUGGCAUUUGUGUUGGGGGGUGGCAUUGGAAGAAGCUUAGCUCUGUCUGUCUCUGGCACCCUAAGCAGAGAGCAGGAUGACCAUGUUCUUGGCCCCUGGGGAGAGGGUGACCAUCUUAGUCUGUCCUUUGUCCAGCCUCUGCUUGCUGAGGGUCAUUGAUGAAUGAGAAAUGUUCUCCCCGCCCCCUUUCUCCCCCAAGAGAGCUCCUUCUCUCUGGCAAGCCUGUCCAGCCAGCCCUGAACCCCUUCCCUCCGUCUGGAUCCUGCCCCAUUCUUGUGUCCCCUGGGCGUCCCAGUUGAGAAGUCGGAUGGGGCCGUGCCAUCAUUCGUGUCUGGCUGGGCUGCCUGGUGGCUUCAGGGUCAGCAAUGAUGUUGGGGAAGGAGGUGUGGACUCAAAUUCCCUCCCUUUUCUCCAAAUCUGAGCACCUAGUUCUGGGAGUGGAAGGUGGGAAUAGGAUCAUCCCCCCCUCUCCUCCCAUGGUUUGGGGGUGCCCUAACAAUGCUGUUUUAUUUAUUUAUUUAUUGUGCCAGGCCUGGAGGGCAGGUCCCCCACCCCUCUAUCCCUGCCAGGGCCAAGCUGGGCUGUGGCUUUCCUCCCUGCCAAAUCCCCUCCUAUACCCGGCCCUAGUUUCUCUGGAUACCCCAGCCUAGGCCUGUAAGGCGGAGAGGAGAGCCAGGCGGCAGCAGAGAUGGGCUUGGCACCCUUGGCUCAGGCUGCCUUGGUGGGAGCAUCGUCAGUGAAUGGGCCUCUGCCUGCGACUCACCUUUUUGUUGUUUUGUUUGUGUCUGACUGAAUGAGCAUGGUGUGACUUUUCAAGAAGAAAAUGACUCUAACCAGGGAUUGGCAGAAACCCACAUGAGACUGCGCAGGUACAACAGUGGGGAGGGAUAAAGGUGAAUAGUCUGAGUGAUGCGCACAUGGGCCCUUGUCUCUGCAGCGCCCCUUCCCGACCCCCCCUGUUUUCAGGCGUGUCCGGCCUUGGCCCCCUCAGCUGUUCUCAGGGGCACCUUCUCCAGACCCUCACCUGGUCUCAGGUGUGCCCAGCCCGAGGGCCUUGGCUUGUGUGGAAUGCACCGCUUCCUGUCCAGUGUCUUUCGCUUCCACAGGACCUAUUCUGUAGAUAUUGUAUCAAAGCCCGAGUGUCUGUAUAGUUAAUAUAUAGCUGCAUCUGUGUAAAUGCCGCCUCCGUGUAAAUGCUAUUUUAAACACUAAAAAAAAGCUUUUAAUUUUAUGUGA
Messenger RNA from Monodelphis domestica (gray short-tailed opossum), 5331 nucleotides. It is a transcript of the gene DVL1, whose product is annotated as dishevelled segment polarity protein 1. Lineage: Eukaryota; Metazoa; Chordata; Mammalia; Didelphimorphia; Didelphidae. Gene Ontology annotation, biological process: canonical Wnt signaling pathway; intracellular signal transduction. The record is from RefSeq and is a predicted model, not a curated record. Gene Ontology annotation, cellular component: cytosol. Gene Ontology annotation, molecular function: frizzled binding.